AUGCCUAGUUCAUUGAAAACAACUAAAUCUAGUGAAGAAACUGAAGACGCUGCGGCAGUAGACUUGAAUAACUCCAAUCUUAGUUUGCCAUUCACUAGUACUGGUUAUAAAAAUUCCCAGCAAAGUCAAGAAGAUGUCACAGUCGAUCCUGCUGAGAUGGUUUAUCAUGAAGCUAAAAAAAGAAAACAAAGCACCUUAGUAGCUUGUUUAGAGAGAGGCUCAAGCUUCGAAGGUGGACAAAAACAUAGUGAAAUAACACAGGCACUGAUUUACAUGAUAUGUAAGGACAAUUUGCCAUUAUCAUGUGUUGAAAAAAAAGGCUUGCAAAAACUUAUGCGCACAGCAUGCCCUCUUUAUAAACUGCCUUCCAGAAAAAAGGUAACUCAUAUGAUAGAAAAUCGAUAUAAUACCACAAAAGCAGUUCUUAUGAAAUCCUUGACUGAGCAAAAUUUUUUAUGUUUUACAAGUGAUAUACUUACUCUCACUAAUUCUACAAGGAGCUUCUUAGUAUUAACAGUUCAUUUUAUUGACAACGUUAAGGGAUCGCCUAUCCUUCAAAAUGUAAGCCUAUGUGCGCAGAAACUGACUCAGGCUCAUUCAGGACAGUACAUAAAAGAAUGCUGGGAAGAAAUUUGUGAAGAAUUUCAUAUAGACAAAAAUAAAAUUGUUGCCAUUACAACUGAUGGGGGUGCAAAUAUAGUGGCGGCAGUGCGAUUGUUUUUAGGGAACGAUCGCAGAAUUUCGUGUAUGGCACAUUGCCUAAAUCUUAUUGUUGAUGGGGUGUUGAAAGAAAAUCACGCAUUUUCAGCUCUUUGCGAUCACGUAAAGAGCAUCGUGACGUAUUUUAAACAAUCCGUAAAUGCGAUGGAUCAAUUACGCUCUGAACAAGAAGUAUCUGGAAUGCAAGAAGGGGAGGUGUUGACAUUAACACAAGCCGUCACCACAAGAUGGAACUCGUGCUUUGACAUGUUAAAAAGAUUUACCACUCUUUCUGCACUAGUAGCUAAAAUUUUAGCUACUAAAAGUCAGACAAGCCGAAAUACACCCGACAUGGUCGCAACUUCUCAAUUAAAUAUUAUACGAGAUAUUGUGGCUAUUUUAGGCCCAUUCAAAGAAGCCACGGAAGAAAUAAGUGGGGCUAAUUACGUGACUUCCAGUUUAGCCAUUCCGGUUACUGAUUCGCCAAGCAGUUGA
Messenger RNA from Parnassius apollo (apollo), 1194 nucleotides. Lineage: Eukaryota; Metazoa; Arthropoda; Insecta; Lepidoptera; Papilionidae. The record is from the annotation of a GenBank genome assembly.